Molecule: messenger RNA, 804 nt
Organism: Aspergillus pseudotamarii
Lineage: Eukaryota; Fungi; Ascomycota; Eurotiomycetes; Eurotiales; Aspergillaceae
Product: DUF1993 domain-containing protein
Exons: 1
Coding region: 64-579 (171 amino acids)
Source: RefSeq, a predicted model, not a curated record
CGAAUAUCCACCAUUUUCCACACAAGUCUCGUAUAUAAAUCUUCCGAUUCACCCACUCCAACCAUGGCUCACACCUUCUACGACGGAACCAUCCCGGUAGUCCAGGCCAUCCUCAACUCCCUCUCCCACAUCCUCCAUCAAGCUGAGCAACACUCCAAUGCCGACACUCUCCUCGCAGCCCGUCUCCAUGAGGACAUGUACCCACUAACCGACCAAGUCCGCAUCGCGACCCAGUUCUCCGAGAACCUGGUCGCAAGACUGACCGGUCGAGAGCCGGUGAUGUUCGAUGGCAGUCCCACGACAUUUGCCGAGUGCUACGAGCGCAUUGAGACGGUGUUGAAAGCAUUUAACGAGGCCGAUAAGGACGUCGUCAAUCAACAUGCUGACGUUGUCGCGACGACGAAGAUGGGCCCCGAAAAGGCGGUUGAGAUGACUGCUGCGGCGUAUGCUCAUAGCGUUGCUUUGCCGAACAUCUAUUUCCAUCUUACUACUGCGUAUGGGAUUCUAAGGAAGGAGGGCGUGCCGUUGGGUAAGCGGGAUUAUUAUGUUGGGUUUUUCCCUCAUAUUGGGGGCCAGUAGAGGGGGAUUCUUUGGGAUUUGGGGGCGGGUUUUGUUCGUGGUCUUUGAUUUUCUUAUAUUGGAGAUUGUACUGUGAGAUCUAUUGAUAUUACACACAACCGAAUAGACGGUUGGGUUUUCGUGACGUCUAUGUUAGAUAUAGAAGAGUACUCAUCUCCACCUAUACUAGGCUUCUGAUAGUAUAGUAAAUUGGAUAUUACAUAGCCUGUGUUUGCUCAGUAGCUG